Messenger RNA from Aegilops tauschii subsp. strangulata, 1091 nucleotides. Lineage: Eukaryota; Viridiplantae; Streptophyta; Magnoliopsida; Poales; Poaceae. The record is from RefSeq and is a predicted model, not a curated record.
GUCAUGUAGAGGCACUAGUUGGCAUUCAAUGGCUCUCCUUUGGAGUUUUAUUUUUAACUUUGACAGUCACUCCCUUAUCUGGCCAUUCAUUUGCACGUCUGUGCUUUUGUGAACCAGUCUGCCAGGGCGAUGCCUGCUGCUCUCAGGGCCUUAACUGUCUUGUAUGUGCUUGCAGUUCUUGCUGGAAAUCAGGUGGAAGGGCGGCACCAUCAGCCUGAUUGUCCUUCUUUCUCGUGCGGUCUUCUUGGAAACAUAUCGUCUCCAUUUCGUCGGGCAAGUGAUCCACCUGGGUGCGGCUAUCGAUCUUACGAGCUGGUUUGCAGUGAUACCAAGGCUACGAUAUGCAUCGGCGGUGCAACUUACUAUGUGUCUGGUAUCAACUACAGUAAUUUUUCCUUCUGGGUUGUUGAUGCCGACUUGGAUUUACACAACAGCUGCCCUCUACCUCGGUGGAAUCCUCCAUACCCACACGACAACAUGGAAGUCGAAUUGGACCCCCUUGUAGAUACUCGGGCUUGCUUUGUAAAAUGCUCUCAGGAAGUAAAGGGCACUGGUACGUACAUGCCUGUUGCUUGCCUAAGCACCAACAAUUCUUUUGUUUACGUGCUAACUGGCCUCAGAUCUACAUACAUGGAGUACCUUCAACCUUCUUGUGGGUACUUGGCCGUGACUCCUCGACCUUGGGACAGUCCGACGCUAGAAAAUGCAAGUUAUGCAGAUGUUGUGAAAUCCAUGAGGACUGGAUUUGCUGUUUAUUUUCCUUUGAGAUAUACUAGGGAGACCAUCAAGGGAUGCCUAAGAGACAUUGUUCGCCCCUUCUAUGAAGUGCCAGUGUCGAGUGAGGGCAUCAAGCGACUUAUUACAUACAGUCUUCUGGCUGAUGGAUUUUCUUGGAUUAUUGUGUAUUUAAUACAGGUGUUCCCGGUUACAUCAUAAUAAUCAUCUUCUGGAUUCUGAAGUGGCUAGCAGGUAACUCAGAGUUUGUGCUCUUUAUUGCAGUUUGUUCAUCAUCACAUCUAUGCAAUCAUGUACCCACUAAACCCUAUAUAAACUUGUUUAUUCAGUGUUAUGCAGGUUCGUGUUGGCACCAC